Molecule: messenger RNA, 900 nt
Organism: Musa acuminata AAA Group (dessert banana)
Lineage: Eukaryota; Viridiplantae; Streptophyta; Magnoliopsida; Zingiberales; Musaceae
Product: vegetative cell wall protein gp1-like
Exons: 1
Coding region: 1-900 (299 amino acids)
Biological process (GO): negative regulation of catalytic activity
Molecular function (GO): enzyme inhibitor activity
Source: RefSeq, a predicted model, not a curated record
AUGAGGCCGGAAACCCAUCAUCUCCUCCUUGUCGCCCUCUUUUCGUGCGUGCUCGUCCCCGCGACGGCUGUCUGCGUCCCUCGCAAUUCCUCCAACUCGAUCUAUCAUGCCACAACCUCGCCGCCGGCCUUCGUCGUAAAUUACGGUUCGUCCUCCCGGCCGUCGCCGACGCCAGCUAGUUAUCAGCCUUCCUCGUCCCCACCGCCAUCGCCGCUUUCGCCAGCCAAAUAUGUGCCCUCCUCGUCCCCGCCACCGCCGACGCCAGUCAGUUAUCAGCCGCCCACCUCGUCCCCGCCACCGCCGACGCCAGUCAGUUAUCAGCCGCCCACCUCGUCCCCGCCGCCGCCAGUCAGGUAUCAGCGCAUCUCAUCCCAGCAGCCGACGCCAGCCGGUUCUCUGGGCUCCACGUCCCCCUCGGGCUACUCCUCGCCGUCCACCCAGCUCCCCAUCCGCGACGCCGUCAGCGCGUUGUGCAGCAAGACCGACUACCCCGACGUGUGCAGCUCGACGAUCCAGUCUUUCCCGGCCCUAGUCGGGCCCGUCGACGCCGCCGUGAUGCUGAAGCUGCACAUGAAGGCGUGCCGGGAGAAGGCGCAGAUCGCGCAGUCCCAGGUGUCCGCGCUCGUCAGCCACCCCGGGGCGAGCUCCAAGUUGGCGAGCAGCCUCCAGGUGUGCAGCGACAUGUACGACGAUGUGUUCGACAGCCUCGACACCGCCGCGGACGCGAUGGCGUCUCACGACAAGGGCACGCUGGACAGCAUGCUCAGCGGCCUCAUCUCCGACUUCUCGACGUGCGAGGACGCGUUCACGGAGGAUUCCAUAACCUCACCGAUGGCGGCCGUCGACGACCGACUCACCAAGUUGGCUAGCAAUUGCCUGGCCUUCUCUUCUUUGCUCUGA